Funneliformis mosseae is the source of this 2847-nucleotide messenger RNA. NCBI's taxonomy places the organism in Eukaryota, Fungi, Glomeromycota, Glomeromycetes, Glomerales, Glomeraceae. The record is from the annotation of a GenBank genome assembly.
AUGGCUAACGAACAACAAUCACCCACCAAUUCAAAUUCGCCUGGGUUGCAGGGAGUGCCAGACAUGGAACAAGCAGUCAAUCUAACCUUGAACGAUGUGCGUCAGCCUUCACAACAAACUGAUGUAAAUGGUAGUCAAACUUAUCAAACAUCUAGCAAAGAUUGGGAACCAAUAAAAGUUUCAAGAAAUGGAGCUAAUAUAUCAAAUCCGAGUGGAAGCAACGUACAUAGUCUUGGUAAUGAAACCUUGGUCACUGGGCAUCAUCAUGGAAUUCUGAUUUCUAAUAUAAAAACUGAUUCGAAUGUGCUGACUAGUUAUCAAAAUGCUUCAAAUUUUGGACAAUUUUCACCAGUGAAAAGACCACCUGGCUUUAACAGUAUGAUUAAUGGAAUAUCGGGAAAUACGAGUGGUGGAGAAUUUAACAACAGAGCUUCUUUUGGUCAUAAUUCAGAUACUUCUCCCAUGCCAGUCGGUUCAGGGUUUGGUCGUAGUAAUAGUAUUUCAGUAAUACCUCAAAGUGCAAAUAGUGGUGAGGAUGGCUUAUCGUACCAACAGACUCAACAAAACCCAUAUACUUCCUACGGUAAUUCAUUUCUUGCAACAUCACCUCCCCCGCGAGCUGGUAAAAACAAUUCUGGUUUUGGAGGUAUGAGUAGCGAUUCAAUAAAAUCAUUUGGAAAUUAUGAAAAUUCUUAUUUUGAAUCCACUCUUAUUAAAAAUCCUUUAUCCGCGUUAUCCGAAGAGAAUGAUCAUGAUUGGGAUAGAGUGAUCCGGACUCCUGGACUCGAAGAUUCGCCAAAGGAAUCCAUUGUUUAUAAGCCUUUGCGAUCUGCAACAUUACCAUCACAAAGCGAGCUCAAUAACAAUAUUUACCCUUCUAAUGUCGCGACUGUUGCGACUUCACCUUGGGUAUCAACAUCUAGCUUUACACCUCAAAAUUUAACUAAUCUUUCAUCACAUGCAUUGAACAAUAAUGGUGGAUAUUUUCCACCACAAAUACAGCAAAAUAAUGAUCAGUAUACAAGUUACAAUGGUGGGUUGUUUGGGUCGAAUAUCAGAAGAUCAUCAAUUGCAAACAAUACUCAAAGCAAUGGCCUUAUUCAAGAUGAUAACAGUCAUGCUAAAUUUGAGCAUGGUUUGGGAGGACCUUUAGACUAUUAUGAACCAACCAUAUCUUCAAAUGUUGCAUCACCGUCUUCCCCAACUGAUCUAUCCGCAACUUUCCGUCUCCCGUCUUGGAGCACAUCUGUAGCUUCAGAGAACUCUCAACGUCGACGUUUAGAUGGAAAUGGGGAUAUUGUAUCUGAUGAUGUUGUUACCGGAAGUAUGGCAUUGUAUGAUCCAAGUAAUGAUGAUAUUAUACUUCCACAACGUGAUACGGGGAAAUAUAAGGAGAAUAAGGACUUUGGGUUAAAAUUAGACAUUCGUAGUAUUCAAACACCAAAUAUAUCUGCCCCUCCUGGGUUAGAGGGUAUUCGUAGCCCGACAUCACCAAGACCUGGGAGUAUACUUACUUCCCCAACGCUUAAUGCGGAUCAUAUUGAACAUUAUUAUAGCCCAACAUUGGCUGGACUUACUUCACCUACCUUAGCAAGCAUUAACGCUUCAAAUCAAAACAUUUUGUUAGGUGGUGUUCGGGAAGAUUUGUCAGGAAAUACUACUAGCAAUCAUUCAAUUGCUGAUUUAACAAAUUCAUUGAACAAUAUGAGUAUGGGCGGUGCGAAUGGUAAUGUAGUUUCUGAUUUAGGUAAUGUGACGUCACCAGAUCUUUCAGCAGUUCAAGUACCAGGAUCUGCGGUAGCACCUAAACAACAGGCCAAAUUAUCUUGGGCUGCUAUUGCAAAAACUGCUCCUAAGCCUCCUCCAGUGAAUACUUCACCGGAGGUACUUGGUACGGCAGUUGGAGCUUAUAGUGCUGCAAUUUCAACUUCUGCGGUAUCACCGACUUCAACAUAUGCAAAUAGGCCAAUGUCUGCGCCAACUGGUGCGUGGCCUAGUAAAGCAAAUAUCGUCGGAACACCUACAGGUAAUGGUAUGAACAAUCUUUUCGUCACAUCGAAUGCAGGACUUCCAACUCCAACCGGUUUAGGACCUCUUUCUAUUCCGUCCGCACCAGGAGUAGCAAAGAAAGAUAUGUCUUCAUGGGUUUCAGCUAAGGGAUAUAAUCCUAAAGCUUUUAACUUUAAACCAAAUCAUGCAAGAUAUUUUGUUAUUAAGUCAUAUACUGAAGAUGAUGUCCAUAAAUCUUUAAAGUAUGACAUUUGGGCAAGUACUGAAAUUGGAAAUCGACGUUUAGAUAAAGCCUUCCGCGAAAGUUCUGAUAAAGGCCCAAUCUAUUUAUUUUUUAGUGUAAAUGCUAGUGGACAUUUUUGUGGCAUGGCACAAAUGCUUACCCCUGUUGAUUACACUACUAGCAGCAGUGUCUGGGCCCAGGACAAAUGGAAAGGUGUCUUCAAAGUCAAAUGGAUUUUUGUAAAAGAUAUUCCCAAUGGACAGCUAAGGCAUAUAAGAGUAGUAAACAACGAGAACAAACCAGUCACAAAUAGCCGUGAUACACAGGAAUUAUUUCCUGAACCUGGGCGUGAGAUGUUAAAGAUAUUUUUUGAGUACCGUAGCAAGACAUCAAUAUUGGAUGAUUUUGAGUUUUAUGACAAACGACAAGUUGAAAUGAGAAAAGACGGGAUUGCACCACUGGUUGGACCAACUAGCCCAGGUGUGGUAACUACAAAUCCUUAUGCUAAUUUGCCAUCACAAAUAACUGGAAACAGUCCAAACGCCACGAACAUUAAUUUAAACGGUGGAAGUGGAAAUUGUAGCACUGGUAGUCAAAAUGAUGAAUCUGAAUAA